AUGAGCAUCACCAUGCGUCAAAAAGAUCUGCGCCCAGCCCCUGCUCUAAUUGAGUACAAGGGCAUGAAGUUCCUAAUCACCGAUCGACCAUCAGAUAUAACAAUUAGUCAUUACGUUAUGGAGCUAAAAAAGAACAAUGUCAACACUGUGGUUCGUGUGUGCGAGCCCAGUUACAAUACCGACGAGCUCGAGACACAAGGCAUUACUGUCAAGGACCUGGCCUUUGAGGACGGAACCUUCCCGCCUCAACAAGUCGUUGACGAGUGGUUUGAGGUCUUAAAGGAUAAAUAUCAACAAAAUCCGGAGGCUUGCGUUGCCGUUCAUUGUGUGGCUGGUUUGGGACGAGCUCCUGUCCUGGUUGCAUUGGCACUGAUCGAAUUGGGCCUGAAAUACGAGGCAGCUGUGGAAAUGAUUAGGGAUAAACGACGUGGCGCCAUCAAUGCCAAGCAGCUAUCCUUUUUGGAAAAAUACAAGCCAAAGGCGCGACUAAAGCACAAAAAUGGCCAUAAGAAUUCAUGUUCUGUGCAAUAGAUUUCCAAAACCAUAUGUAUAUUCCCACCAGAUAAAAAGUGUUCAUUUUUUCAAAAACAAAAAAAGCAAGCGGACAGAAAAGUAAAGAAAAUAUGAAUUGAUAAGCAACAAAGCGAGAACGGAAAUAAACAAGUACUACAGAGAACCCAAAAAACAUAGUCGGAGAAAUUGAAUCACAGCCCCAGUUAUUAUUAACCUCAAAUCUCAAAAUGAAAUGUAUUGGCAACAAUUGUGUAAUUUGUAUGUAUUAAUUAAUGUAAAUUAUUGUUAUUUUACGAUUCGAUUCAGCCGCCCUGUACCAAGCUAAAAAAAGAGUUUAAUUUUGUACCUACAGCAUAUAUAAACGGACUUAUACGCAUAUAUAUUUAAUUAUGAGCGGCCCAUAUACCCCAUUAAAUGGUUGUAGAAGGCUCGUCAAAGUAGUUAAAUACUGUUGUUCUGGAAAAGACUAUUCAGGAUAAACAAAUUAAUUAAAUGUUAAAUGAAAAAUCAGCAUACAAAAAAGAAAUGAUUACAAAAUUCUUCAGAGAGCUAUCUUCAUAAAAAGUAUAGGGUGAAGAAAAUGAAAUAUCUACUUAACAGUCAUAUGUCUAAACGGGAAAAUGUACUUAAUCGCAUAUUUGUUUGCUGUUUACUUUUUUAUUUUUACUGUGGACACUUUUUAGCUAAUAACGAAGCAAAACAUAUUGCUAAAUAGAUAUUUGAUUUUUAACUUACCUUAUGCUAAAUUCAUUUAUUUAUAUUAGAGCCUUCUUUUCAUAUGCUACACAUAUUGCUUAUUUCAACACUACAAUACCAAUCAGCCUCGCACUUGUAUGCAUUUAUCAUAUGCAUGCAUGUGUGAUUGAAAAAUAUAAAGCUAUAUAUAUUAAUAAAUAUAUAUAUGUAUUAAAGAACUUCAAAGUUUUACAUUAAUGACUACAUACAUUCAAACUCAACAAUUGCAAGCAGUAACCAAGCAAAUAAAAAAAAUACUUCAAAACAGCAGUAGGAAAAAAAAAAAUUGAGAAAAUGAACAUGAAAAAAAAAUGUAAUCUUAUUGUAAACAACAAAUUAACAAAUAAUAGUGUGUGAGAAGAGGACGAUGAAAAAGCACGAAGAAAAAACACAAGCCGAAAAUAAAAACAAAUACAAUGCUUACAAAAUAA
This is a messenger RNA of Drosophila elegans, 1679 nucleotides long. It is a transcript of the gene PRL-1, whose product is annotated as protein tyrosine phosphatase type IVA 1. Gene Ontology annotation, biological process: protein dephosphorylation. The coding region runs from base 1 to 531 and encodes 176 amino acids. Lineage: Eukaryota; Metazoa; Arthropoda; Insecta; Diptera; Drosophilidae. The transcript has 4 exons. Gene Ontology annotation, molecular function: protein tyrosine phosphatase activity. Gene Ontology annotation, cellular component: nucleus. The record is from RefSeq and is a predicted model, not a curated record.